Messenger RNA from Puccinia triticina, 246 nucleotides. RefSeq lists its product as uncharacterized. The record is from RefSeq and is a predicted model, not a curated record. Bases 1 to 246 code for a protein of 81 amino acids. NCBI's taxonomy places the organism in Eukaryota, Fungi, Basidiomycota, Pucciniomycetes, Pucciniales, Pucciniaceae. The transcript has a single exon.
AUGUUAUCGACUCCCCCGAUCCCCCGCUUCUCGCUGCGCGUGGUUGCGGACAAAACUUGGGAGCUUUCGGAUCUGUCUGCUUCGGUCCUUCGGGGGAGACCGGCAGGCCAGCCCAAAAUCCCCAACCCCCAGAUAGCCAAAGCGAUACAUCAUCGUGCGAGUCAUUCAUCGGCCGAUCGAUAUCAUCACAGACUUCCUCACAAACCGAUCCAAGAAAGCUCUCAACAAGCAACCAGCACCCACUAG